UUUUGUAGUUGAAUUUAAAAAGAAAUAAACAAUACGUUGAAUAAAAUGCAACAUUUAACCAAUGGACAAAUAAAUCAAAGACGUACUGUAAACCUACUGUACACUGACUGCACACCCAUAAUAAAAAUAUAGGCGAUGUAACAAUAUAAUUAACGUGUCUAAACAAACUCUGCGUUUUUUCUGUUAUUGUUCGUAUUAAGAUGUAUCUAAAUAAGCACUUGUCUCAGUUUACUGGAUGUUACAGAUCUGCAAAGUGGAGCUCAGAUAACGCCCCACCCCUAACUCUUCGGCCUUGAGUCUGAAGCUUUAGGGCUGUUCUCCUUACGGUAUCUUAAUAUUAAGGAUACAGUAGGCAGCUCUUGGCACCUUAAUUCCCUCAUUUUACAUUGGCAUUUGCUAUUUACCAAUUGUCGUGUCACUUACGCACGACAGUCAAGCCAGCCUGUAUCAAAAUAAUGUGCUUUGCUACUUCGUAACGAACUCACGAUGGUUGAAAAAUGUUUCUGUGGCUCUUAACACUUUCGGUAACGUUACGCACUCUGCUGAAUACUGUAUGUGAUGCAAACUGUAUGUAUCUAUAGAACCUCUAGAACACACAGGAAAGCAGUUUCAGGACUUAUCCAUCUUCUCAUUUCUUUUAAAAAUACACCGCGUCUUUUUUAUUGGUACGCUGACAUUUGUUCUACCAUCUGAGAUUCUUCACCAAUAUUUGCUUGCAACUGGACCCUUGGGAUUUGGCUUUUGAUGAACUUUUUUUUUUUAGAAAUACAGUAACACGAUUCGUCGUUAUUGAGUUGUCAGAGUGAUGCAUAUACAGCAAAUACACCAGGGUGCUUCGCUUUAUAGGUGAGCAUUAACAGUAUUUGACUAAUGCCAUUCCGGGCGUUAAAAGGCAACGCUGCUCAGAAGGCUGUUAAAACGUCAUGACAGCUGAAAAGACUAUUCCAGUAAUUAAUGGAAAACCGGACGAGGGAAUGGACCCCGAAGCGUCAAACACCAAUUUAGUUCGCAGCAAUGACAAGAAAGUGAACGAGAGGGGUCACUGGAAUAAUAAGACUGAGUUCGUGCUCUCCGUCGCAGGGGAAAUCAUUGGACUGGGCAAUGUGUGGAGAUUUCCUUACCUUUGUUAUAAGAACGGAGGGGGUGCCUUCCUAGUUCCAUAUGUGAUAUUCUUUAUCUGCUGUGGGAUUCCAGUAUUUUUCCUUGAAACUGCUUUGGGACAGUUUACUAGUGAAGGAGGUAUUACCUGCUGGAGGAAAGUGUGCCCACUUUUUGAAGGUAUUGGAUAUGCCACUCAAGUCAUUGAGGCACAUUUGAAUGUGUAUUAUAUCAUUAUUUUGGCAUGGGCUAUUUUUUACCUGUUUAAUUGCUUCACCACUGAUCUGCCAUGGGCAUCCUGUGGACAUGAAUGGAAUACAGAAAACUGCAUGGAAUUUCAGAAGCUGAAUUCUAGCAACUGCACAGUCAACCCCAAUGCAACAUCGCCUGUCAUUGAGUUUUGGGAAAGACGAGUUCUCUCCAUAUCAAGUGGAAUUGAUCACAUUGGAAAUUUACGAUGGGAACUUGCUCUCUGUCUUCUCUUGGCUUGGUUCAUAUGUUAUUUUUGCAUUUGGAAAGGCCCCAAAUCUACUGGAAAGGUGGUAUAUGUCACUGCUACAUUCCCUUAUGUGAUGCUAAUGAUCUUAUUGAUACGAGGAGUUACUUUGCCUGGAGCUUCUGAGGGGAUUAAAUUCUACCUGUACCCUGAUAUCUCUCGCCUCUCUGACCCGCAGGUGUGGGUGGAUGCAGGAACUCAGAUCUUCUUCUCGUACGCAAUCUGUCUGGGCUGUCUCACUGCACUAGGAAGUUAUAACAGUUAUAACAAUAACUGCUACAGGGAUUGUAUUAUGCUGUGCUGUCUGAACAGUGGGACCAGUUUUGUGGCUGGUUUUGCCAUUUUCUCUGUGCUGGGAUUCAUGGCCUAUGAGCAGAAUGUUCCUAUAGAAGCAGUAGCAGAAUCAGGACCUGGUCUGGCCUUUAUUGCUUACCCUAAAGCCGUCACGAUGAUGCCUUUAUCACCAUUAUGGGCAACACUGUUCUUCACGAUGCUCAUCUUUCUCGGAUUAGACAGCCAGUUUGUCUGUGUGGAAAGUCUGGUGACAGCAGUAGCGGAUAUGUAUCCUAACAUGUUCCGAAGGGGACACCGAAGAGAACUCCUGAUUCUUGCUCUGUCGGUGGUUUCGUACUUCAUUGGAUUGAUAAUGUUGACAGAGGGUGGGAUGUAUAUUUUCCAGUUGUUUGAUUCAUAUGCAGCCAGCGGAAUGUGCCUGCUGUUCGUAGCAAUCUUUGAGUCUAUAUGUAUAGGCUGGGUAUACGGAAGCGAUAGGUUCUACCAAAAUAUUGAAGAUAUGAUUGGAUAUAAGCCAGUGUUUUUUAUUAAAUGGUGUUGGAUGUUCUUAACUCCAGGCAUCUGUGCGGGAAUCUUUCUGUUUUUCCUAAUUAAGUACAAGCCUCUAAAGUACAACAAUGUUUAUGUGUAUCCAGACUGGGGAUAUGGGAUAGGCUGGAUGAUGGCUCUGUCAUCCAUGGUCUGUAUUCCUCUGGGCAUUAUCUUCAAACUCUGGACAACAGAAGGAACCUUUUCAGAGAAAAUUAAAAAGCUAACCACUCCGAGCUCAGAUCUGAGAAUGCGAGGUAAACUUAGUGGGAGCUCAUUGUCCUAUGCAGUAAAUGACUGUGAUGCCAAACUGAAAGGGGAUGGGAAUAUCUCCACUAUCACAGAAAAAGAAACACAUUUCUGAAAACUACUACAAAAAGGAAGUGAAAUGACUUGUUUUUUUAUUUUUGUAAAAAGAAAUCAAAUAUAGAGACACGCUUGUUUUGCAAACUAUUAACAAGUUCAUUUUUAAAAUAUGCAUUAUGACAUAAUUAAAAAGGUGACAUUUUGUUAAUUGUAAAAAUAAAUGAUAAUAUAAACAUUUCAUGAUAUUAGUAUCCCAUUGUAAUACCUGUGACACUAGUAAGUAUUUACUGUUAGAAUGAUAUCUAUGUAAAAUGUGUUGUAAAACUUUUAUACCUUUGAUUAUUAUUGAAGAACUCUGUAUAGAUACAGUAUGUUUCUAAUUUGUAGAUCUACUCAGACCAUUCCAAAUUUAAAUGUAUGUCUACGGGUUGAGAGAUGAUUGUUUCCCCUGCUGUGGGGAAAGACCUACUGUAGUGUAAUUCUUGGGUACAAUUCCUGUUCUUGUGCUUAGUCCUUCUUCAUCAGCAUUUCCAUUGUUUGCUAUCACUCGCAGGGCGAGUUUGGAGAAUACUAUUUUUCCUAGAAAUUUUAUAAGACAGGAUUCUUACAUUACACAUGAUUAAACUGAGUUUAAUCAACGCUGACAGUGGUAAUGCAGUUUUCCUUGAUUUUCUUCAAACUGUGGCUCCGAUUACUCAUUUUAACAUUUGAAAGUCAUCUUUCUUUUAAAAAAAAGGUUCAGAUUGGUGUACCACAUGACUUUGACUUUGUUUAAUUUUUCUAGUACUAGCCUCAUGUGCAUUAUUAUAUUCAGGGAAAAAAAAAAUAGUUUGGUUAGUUUUAGUCAGUUUGCACCGGGUUAGGAAACCUCAUCUCAGGAUGAUGAUGCUUCAAGCACAUCACUGAUGUUUAUUUGUGUAGCAGGAGCAGAGCUGCAACGUAAAGAAUUUACUAAGAACUCUGUACACAUGCAUACUCCUUUGGUGUGGUCUACCCUCUCAUGCAGUUUUAACAGAAAAGUUUUGCUUGUAAAUGUGCGCACUUAACAUCCAUUUAACAUUUUGUUGUAAUUUUUAAACAAUUCUGGAAAUUUUGUGUACUCUCACCCAAGAUGAAAACUUUUUUUGAAAACAAAAAUGUCUGUGAAGACUUCUGAUAUGUUAUACAGCAACUUGUCUUUUUGAAGUUUGUUUGUUGUAUGUACUGUAUGUUUUACAUACAGAUUUUGGUGUUCAUAGGGCACAAGAUUUUAUUGUCUGCUUACAUUUAAAAAUAAAUAUUAAAAAGGAAAGAAAAUUAAUGUUCACUAGCUCUUUCUGUGCCUGUGUAGGUUUAAAAAUAGGAUAAAGUCCAAUGAUGUACUAGUACAUAAUUUUGUUUAAUAAAUGUUUUGCAUUUUUGCAUUUUUGUUGUAUAGAUUGUGCUACCACAUCAAGCAAAAUGCAUUGGUCUGUUCCAGCUCUAUAAAUAAGUAAAACUGAAAAUGCAAUUUCUUAAUUGCAGUUUCUUUGCAUUCACCUAUCUGAGUUUCAAGAUGUGAAAUGUCUUUAGCUCAUAUCUUAGAGCCCACUGAAACAGAUGAUGUGUAUCAUCCAUUGGUUUUCACCAGUUCAAGUUGUUUCAGUGUGGCAGAUUCUAGAUGUGCGCUUUUUUCUUGAUUUAAAAAUUUACAGAAUUUCGGAAGUCCACCCUUCUUGUGUAAAAUCAUGUUUGCAACAUUAAUUGGUUAGCCCCUUCAAAGAGUGGUUGAUUUCUCAUGGAAAGUAAACAUGUGAAUGGUUCCCUAAAGAUGAAUUUCUAAGAAGCAAUCCUGAAAAUAAAUGAACUUAAUCAACUGUUUCGUGCACCACUCUGAGAAACGUCUUUGAUAGUAUCAAGAUGCACUUUAAAUCACUAGUGAUUCAUCAGUAUACAACAGUAUAUGAUGCAGUUCUUACUGUUAAUGCAAGUUUUAUUUUAAUGCAAAGUAGGAACAAGAGGAUUAUAUACAGAAAAUCCUUUUGGCCCUUAAACAAUUAUCUGCUUUUUCUGAAUCGACCACAAGAAAUGCUAUUGCCUUGUUUUGGGUUAACCGAAGGGUGGGUUCCCUGGUUUCUUCUCCUUUUGAGAAGAUCAGCAUUGUAAAAAGAACUAGAAAAAUAUAACUAUAAAGCAGCAAAGGUGGAAAAAUGAAUACUUUAUUGUUUUAUUAAAGCAAUGUUAAUGUGAAGCUUUUAGCUUUCUGCAUUGCAAAAUAAAGAGGAUGAAUGUACAGUAGUAGCUUUUGGCACUGUUUUUCUCUUGAGUGAUGAAUAACAAAAGGUUUUCUGUUUUUCUUAAAAAUCUAAAAUAACACGUUAACACAUAUUUAAUUUUGAAUAUAUUGUCAUUGAAAAGAUGAAUGUUAUUGAUUUUGUAUGAAGUUGUUUAAAGAAGUAAAGACUUAUGAGAUUUACUUAUUUUGCAUAUAAAAUAUAUCUUUUAUGUAGUGUUUUACAAACAUGAAUGUAAGGAAAAACGAAAGUGUGUAACUUGAAAGUUUGUUAACUCUAACGGAUAGUUUAACACAUCAGUAAAUUGUGUAUGUAACCUCAACCUACUGAAUUACUACAUUAAUUGCUCUGACUGAUUUGCUAUUUUGUUGACUUCAACUUUAAUUCAUGAGAUUUUCCUGGAUAUUCUUGAUAAUUUCCUUACUUAGUGGAUUGACUGUUCAUAAAGAAUGUUUUCAGUUACAUUUUAGUAACAGUUAUGUCCAGAACAAGUGAUAUUAAACUCAGAUUGACUCUAUUGACUGAGUCAACUUCCAUAAAAUACUGAAACUGAGAAUAAGGCAAUGGUUGUGCUGAUGUUUGUGAACACCAAGUUUACAAAUCAACCAUUACAAAUAUUGUGAUAAUAUUCAAAUAGAUCUUAAGUGGCUUGGGCACAAAAUAAAUCUUUUGGUGGGAGGACUGAAUUAUUUAAUUAACGAUGAUCUUUUCCAAGCUGUCAACACAAAACCUGCUUGGAGAAAAUGGGAGUUUGUAAGGAACUUUUAUACACAGGAAGUGCAAAGCUAUGAAACUUGAGAUUUUUUGUUUUGUGUUCGCUGUUUCAAAUUUGGUCAUUACACUGGCGAUUUACUAUCUUUUUGUCAUUAGAAAAUGUGAUUGUGAAAGGUUUGUUGGUGUCAAAACUGCUGUUAGUUUCUAAAGAGAGAUUUACCUGUGAAAAACAAAAGUAAAACAUUGUAUUAUUUGAAACUGCA
Messenger RNA from Lepisosteus oculatus (spotted gar), 5951 nucleotides. It is a transcript of the gene slc6a11b, whose product is annotated as solute carrier family 6 member 11b. Gene Ontology annotation, biological process: sodium ion transmembrane transport. Gene Ontology annotation, molecular function: gamma-aminobutyric acid:sodium:chloride symporter activity. Gene Ontology annotation, cellular component: plasma membrane. The record is from RefSeq and is a predicted model, not a curated record. Lineage: Eukaryota; Metazoa; Chordata; Actinopteri; Semionotiformes; Lepisosteidae.